AUGAGUGACCGCCUUCUUAGCAGUUACAUCCAAAUCUCCAAAGUUGGGCUGAACAGUGAUUCUUCGUCAUUAAAUAUUAAUAGCGGCACUGCCGUCUCGUCUGGUUCACUUGUCUAUCUGCCUGUUAUAGCCUCCCACGGUGCUUCGAAGCCAAGGUUAACUACAUCUGGGGUUGUUGCGAAUCCAGAGGCCUUUUUUCUGAGUAACCCACCGGAGCCAGCUGUCAAACCGCUGGUCGACGAGCCUCGGAGUUCAUUGCACACACCAACUAGUUGCGGGACGAAGGGUGAUGACCAAGAGGCUUCUGUUGCUACUCCCGACCUUCCAUCAAGUGCUCUGCCGUUGGACGAGCACUUGACCUCUAAUCGGCCAUCCUGUGCAUCAGGGAUAUUACCUAGAGCCGGGCCCCUCUCUGCUACUUUUCGCCGAGUCAGUUGUAUUAUUUUUAGCAUCCAUUAA
Molecule: messenger RNA, 459 nt
Organism: Protopolystoma xenopodis
Lineage: Eukaryota; Metazoa; Platyhelminthes; Monogenea; Polystomatidea; Polystomatidae
Source: the annotation of a GenBank genome assembly